AUGUCUGUUCACAUCUAUCACAUUCUGUUCAUAUCUAUCUAUCUAUCUAUCUAUCUAUCUAUCUAUCUAUCUAUCUAUCUAUCUAUCUAUCUGUCUCUACCCAGCUAUAUAUCUCUAUUCAUAACUAUGUCUAUUCUCAUCUAUCUAUCCCAUUCCGUUCAUAUCGAUAUCUAUCUAUCUAUCUAUCUAUCUAUCUAUCUAUCUAUCUAUCUAUCUAAGGCGCCAAAUAGAAAAUACAAUGCCAAUCUAUCUAUCUAUCUAUCUAUCUACCUAUCUAUCUAUCUAUCUAUCUAUCUAUCUCGUGUUUGUUCACUCCUCCUCCUCGUUAGGUUGACUCUCCUUUUUUCUCUCUCUCGUUCUUUUUACUCUCACUCUGUACACCGCGCCUCUCCAACAGAGUCGUCGCGUGGCUUUUCUUUAUUUAAUUACCUAUUAAAUUUCUAUCUAUCUAUCUAUCUAUCUAUCUAUCUAUCUAUCUAUCUAUCUAUCUAUUUAAUUACAUUUUUAUCUAUCUAUCUAUCUAUCUAUCUAUCUAUCUAUCUAUCUAUCUAUCUAUCUAAUUACAUCUCAUUAUCUAUCUAUCUAUCUAUCUAUCUAUCUAUCUAUCUAUCUAUCUAUCUAAUUAUCUAUUUCUAUCUAUCUAAUUACAUUCCUUAUCUAUCUAUCUAUCUAUCUAUCUAUCUAUCUAUCUAUCUAUCUAUCUAA
Acanthosepion pharaonis is the source of this 705-nucleotide messenger RNA. NCBI's taxonomy places the organism in Eukaryota, Metazoa, Mollusca, Cephalopoda, Sepiida, Sepiidae. The record is from the annotation of a GenBank genome assembly.